AUGGUUGAUCGCAUAUAUGACUUAUAUAAUGUUCUUAAUGACAAAAAUGGUACAAAUAAUUCAUCGGAAGCGCUUGAUGCAUACAAAAAUCUAAUUGAAGCUAUUAAACAAGGACCACAAGAAAAAAAAUUAGCUUUACAAUUUAUCGCAAAAUUUUGUAAAAAUUUUCCUGCUGAAAUGACGAAAACAAUAGAAGCUGUUAUUGAUUUAUGUGAAGAUGAAGAUAUAAUAAUUCGUAAACUAGCCAUUAAAGAAUUUCCAACGUUAGUCCGAGCAUCAAAUGAUACACUUCCUCGUGUUAUUGGCGUACUUAUACAGUUACUUCAAUCGAAUGAUACAACUGAAGUAACACAAGUACAAAAUUCUAUUAUGACUAUUUAUCAUAUUAAUCCAAAGGAAACAAUUAGUGGUAUUCUUAGCGCAAUUCAACGUUCUCAGGAAGAUUUACUUCGUAAACGUGCACUCCGAUUUAUAUGUAGUCGAAUAGCAACACUAGAUGAAACCGAUUUACCCAAAGAUAUUGAAGAACAUUUAAUUAAAACAUGUAAAGAUAUCGCAUUAGAACUUGAUGCAGAAGAAUUUGUUACAAUAAUUAAAUUAUUGUCAACACUACGUUCAAUGCAAACAUUAAUUGCUCGACAAGAACUUGUUAAUAUGAUUAUUAGUCAAUGUCAUUUAGAACAAGGAUGGAAUGGUGUUGAUACCGAUCGUCUUAGUCUCGUAGCUACAUUUAUGGGUCAUGCUAUGAGUUUACUUUCGAAAAAUGUUCAUUCAACAAAAUUUGUUGUAUUUAUGCUUGAUUAUGUUAUUGAACAUAUUGAUAAAUUACCAUUAUCGUCUGAUGAUAAACUUGAUUUAUUCCGUAUACUUGCUGAAAUGUGUCCAUUCUGUACGGAAUUCGAUCGACCAAAAGAACGUUUAGCAAAAUUAUUCAAUGUUCUUAUGACAUUUUUACCCGAGCCACCUGUUGAAUCUGAAGCUGGUACUACGACCGAUGCUACACCUGAUUUUCAAUUUUCAUUUAUUGAAUGUUUAUCGUAUGGGUUACAUCAAUUAUCAAGAAAAUAUCCGGACUUUUUAAUUGCAGAGGAAAAUGAAGAGCGUGUCAAAGAUUUUCGAUUAAGAUUACGCUAUCUUUAUCGUGGUGCAUCAUCGUAUACAACUCAAUUGAAAAACGCAUUGAAUGGUAAAGUCGAAGGCGAAGACCAAGAGGAACAAAAAAAAACACGAUUAAUUGCAUACAAAAUCUGUUCAAAUGUGCAAAUAAUGAUACGAGAUUUAUGUCGUUCGCCACCAUCCUUCAAAUCAAAUAUUAUUCUGUCAUGGAAACCAACAGAGGAAUUGAAACGGUCACAUUCAGAAUCAGAGGGGGGCUCAACAACAAAUAAAAAUGGCACAGGAACAAACACGUCCACUGUUACUGGUCCUGCUAAUGCAACUAAUAAACGUGCACGACCAGAAAAGCCACUCUAUAGACCACCAAGUGGUGGCGCACAAAAGAAUCGUCGCGGUGGUUAUCAACGAUAUUAA
Rotaria socialis is the source of this 1530-nucleotide messenger RNA. NCBI's taxonomy places the organism in Eukaryota, Metazoa, Rotifera, Eurotatoria, Philodinida, Philodinidae. The record is from the annotation of a GenBank genome assembly.